AUGGUGAACUUCAAACAGCUCUUAGUAGCCACUGGCCUUCUCUUUCUCAACUUCUUGGGCCAGGCUCUCGCCACAAAGACUGGCCAUUCUCGCUCCGGUGUGGGAUACCGUGCCAGGCGAGACAUUGACCCUGCCGCCCUCCCAGCGGACCUUGAAGCCCGCGACCCCUGCUUUAGUCUCGUUGGCCUAGCCGCCAACGCUGGUCGCAGGGCCGUCUCGCAAGUUGUAAAGCCCAAGACUGGCCAGAAGAAGAAGAAUAAGAAGAAGGAGAAGAAGCAAAGUGGCAAACCACGGGCGAAGCUUUCAAGGAGGCAGGUGGUCCGAAAGAGGCCUGUCAAGGGAUAUGGACCUCCCCGCAAGCCAGCGAGGCCCAAGGGAAAGGGAAAGACAACAGCGCGUAUGCUGGUAGACUGCACACGAGAAUUCGCCUAG
Messenger RNA from Clonostachys solani, 432 nucleotides. NCBI's taxonomy places the organism in Eukaryota, Fungi, Ascomycota, Sordariomycetes, Hypocreales, Bionectriaceae. The record is from the annotation of a GenBank genome assembly.